Molecule: messenger RNA, 441 nt
Organism: Penicillium expansum
Lineage: Eukaryota; Fungi; Ascomycota; Eurotiomycetes; Eurotiales; Aspergillaceae
Exons: 2
Coding region: 1-441 (146 amino acids)
Source: RefSeq, a predicted model, not a curated record
AUGUCGCACUCCACAGAACUCCCGCUUCCUCCUCUGAAAGAUGUGAUCACGCAGUUACUUGAAACUCCUACAAGCAAUGACCCAAUACCAUGGGGUCUUUCAGUAUCAGUGGAGCAUCUCCUGAUUCUAAUUUAUGCCAUUAAUUCCCUCGCAUUCCAAGCGAGAGCCGGCUUAUUAAGAUAUCUAUCGCUCGAUAGGAUACGCUGUGCGUCUGGUAAUUGGAAGCGCAUCUGGGAUUCGGUCAUCGGUCUCCAGAAUAAGGAUCAAUUGCUUCACCUAGGGUAUCCGAAACACGCUCAAGAGCUUUGGUGGUUGUUGAAUGCCACGCUGGAUGCUACCGGCAGAGCCGAUGUCAGCCUUCGGUAUAUGGAUAACACGGCUACCGAUGACUUGGGCAAUUUAAAUGAAUUCAUUCAAUGGUGUCACCAAAGCGCGCCAUAG